ACGGCCACCACCCCACAGCAGUAAACUCCGCUGCAGCACACACAAACCAUAGACCAGGCAAGAAGCCAAGGAGCGUGAGACCGGCCGGCCGGAGAUGGGCGCGAGCCUCCUGCAGGCGGUGGCGGCGCUGGUGAGCACGUGCACGCGGCGGCUGCAGCGCGCGGCGAAGAGGAUGGGCAGCGGCAGGCCGGCCGUGGCGCCGUGGAGGAAAGCCUUCUCGCUGCCGACGGGCAAGGGGAGGGCGUUGGGGCGGGAGGAGGAGGAGGAGGGCGGGCUGUGGAGGAAGGAGAUACUCAUGGGGGAGCGCUGCCAGCCGCUCGAGUUCUCCGGGGUCAUCUACUACGACGCCGACGGACACCGCCUCGCGCAGCCGCCCCGCUCGCCCAUGCGCAGCCCGCUCCCGGCGUCCUUCAAGCUCGCCGCCAACGCCGGCGUCCGCUAGCUAGCGUCCGUGCGGAGGCGCUCCUCCUCCUCCUCCUCGUCCUUCCUUGGGCCGAGCAGAGCGGAAAGAUGGCGAAGCUUGCUCUGUUUUUUGUCCGGUGAGAGAGGCAGAGUAUUCGUGUAUAUGUUGGUUCUUCUUAGUGCCCUGUUUCUUUUUUAUUUUAUUAAUGGUCUUGUAAUGAUAGGAAUUAUAAACUAUACUUUCCUGCAAAAUUUGGUGUUGUCUAAGCAAGCUUCUUUGAUUGAA
This is a messenger RNA of Aegilops tauschii subsp. strangulata, 688 nucleotides long. RefSeq lists its product as uncharacterized. The record is from RefSeq and is a predicted model, not a curated record. Lineage: Eukaryota; Viridiplantae; Streptophyta; Magnoliopsida; Poales; Poaceae.